CCGCCCUGGCAAUUUUGGUCUAGAACUACCAUUGCUUUGUAUAGAAAGAAGUGUGUGUUGUCCAUAAUUUGCUGAAGUGUGUGUGUGCGUGUGAGUGUGCAUGUGUGUUUUUAUCUUUACUCUGCUAUUGCAGCAAACAGGGUGAUCACUGAUGAAGAGAGGAAGAGAAUGGAUGGAUCUUUCAAAUCACUUGGUAACCUUGCUCUCACGGACUUGUGUGUGGCUGUGGAUCGAGCAGAAUCGGGUGACCAGUGGAAGGCCGAUCUCAGCUGGAGCCUGCAGCAGGGGAUGGAGCAAGGUCCACACAAGUUCCUGAUCUCCUACUACAGUGAAGGGGCUGUACCACAGACCAUCUCUACAGAGUCCUGCUGUGCGACUCUUACAGGCUUGCAGCCAGACACUCAGUACACUGCCAGUGUCUGCACUGAGACCCAGAGGAGCGAGAAGAUUGCCACUGUAUCUGCCACCUUCCACACAAGUGAGUGGAGGAUUGUUCUUCUGGGAAAAUCUGGAGAUGGCAAAAGCAGCACCGGCAACACCAUCCUGGGGGAAGAGGUCUUCGAAGUGAAGAGUUCACCGUGUGCUGUGACGAACAGGUGUGAAGAUCGCAGCAAAACAGUCAACGGGAGGAAGAUCACCCUGAUUGACACUCCAGGUUUCCUUGACCCAAUAACCAAAAGGGACAUAGAACCGGAGAUAACAAAAUGCCUCACAUUAAGCUCCCCAGGACCUCACGCAUUCAUCAUGGUGCUAAAAGCAGCGAGGUUCACGCAGGGACAAAUGGACAUUCUCAACAAGAUUCUGGAAUUAUUCACAAGCGAAGUUUUUAAGCAUGCACUGAUAGUCUUUACGUUUGGCGAAGAGCUGAGAGUGCGGGGUCAGACCAUUAAGCAGUUCCUUGAGCAGUGCAGUAAUCAGGACUCUGAGAAAAAAGACGCCACACUGCAAGCUCUUGUAAAGAAAUGCGGUGACCGCUACCAUGUUAUAGACAACCGGUACUGGCAGGAGGAACAGAGGGGUGAAUAUUGCAACAGAAGGCAGAUAGAGAAACUGUUUGACACCAUAGGGGAGAUGGUGCAGAGGAAUAGUGGCAGGUAUUACACUGAAGAUCAAGGUGAAGGGAUAACCGGAGUACUGAAGGGACUGAAGGACGUGCUCACUAAACUAUUUGAUGUGGGAAGGUUGCAUUCCGAAGCACAAAAAUAACCGACAAACAAUGAAUUAAUGUGGACUUGAUAACAAUGGUCACCUCAUAUAAUUUAACUAACAAAAUCUCUUGUCUGCGCGGGCAGCGCGGAGGGGUGGAAAGCCUUUCGCCGUACACCUACCCCUCUGUCUGAACAUGAAUGGAGAUGCCACUACCCCUACGUGUGGGCACGCAAAACAGAAGGGAAGGGCAAAGGCGUAGGGUUAAAGGGUGUAAUGGGAUUAACCUUAAGUCACUUCAAUAGCAAUAAGUGACAACGUGAGACAUUAAUAGCAAUAAGUGACCACGUCAGAUAAUGCAAACUCAACUGUAAAUGGCACUUUAUUUAAAACUGUAUUAAACUUGA
Messenger RNA from Engraulis encrasicolus (European anchovy), 1553 nucleotides. Its product is annotated as GTPase IMAP family member 7-like. Gene Ontology annotation, molecular function: protein binding; GTP binding. The record is from RefSeq and is a predicted model, not a curated record. The transcript has 3 exons. Bases 169 to 1206 code for a protein of 345 amino acids. NCBI's taxonomy places the organism in Eukaryota, Metazoa, Chordata, Actinopteri, Clupeiformes, Engraulidae.